AAGUCGGAACAACCCUGCUGCUGGUUGUAAAAGAUGUUUUUAUGACUUCGAGAGGCACUUCUGAUCUUAUAAGCAACUGUAAAGCGAGUCGCGAAGUUGUGCUCUAUGAAGUUGAACUUCACAGAAAUGCAGUACUCUGUACUGUGCUCUUUGAUACUGCUUGUGGGGCAGGUCGAUGGAAUGUGUUGCAGGAUGUACUCUCCAGGUUUAGGUUUUAUGAAAAUACCGAAUUCUAAACCUUAAUGUUGAUGUUUUCCACGAUAACAAGCACGCAAGCUUACGGACAACAUUUUGAGACAUAAAACUUUGCGAAGCCUGUUCGUAAUAGCUUCAUUCGGUUGAAACACGAGGUGUUCCUACUUAAACGCCCAGAACAACAGUGAAGAACGAGAAAAGCAAUAGGCGACGUGACUUCAACGACUUCGAAAGAAAGACACCAUGCCAUGCUUUUUCGUGCGUGUGUGCGUAGUUCAGCGAUAUCUUGUAUCUAACGAUGAAAACAUUGUCUUCAAGAAGUAGAUCGAGUUACAGAGGACUGCGUCACCCUUCGGAUCACAUGGUAAUUGCUGCUAUUUCAAGGAUCAAGUCUUGAGCUGAGAGACACAGAUUUUUUUUUCCUUUUUUGCCAUCACUUUGCGUUAGAGUGUUAUAGAUGCUGUCACGGUGGUUUGGAGUAUUGCUACAGCUCUGACCAGACACUGCCUCAUCGCCGGUGUGUGCUUACACAAAGUGACUGAAGGGCUCGGGAGAGGAAGGGCAGCUCUAAUUGGUUUCUCAAUGAAAGAUAAUCACCAGUUCCCUGGAGGAUCUGCGGAUUUGCGCUCAGCAGAUACAUCGGCGGCUUUUUUAGACAUCCUUUCUUUCUUUUUUACAGCUAAUUCAGCAAUAAGUAGGUGGAUCGAAUAAUUCUCACAUCACCCAUUAGUGUCAGGUCUCUCCCUCAGAAGCAAAAGGGCUUUACCACUGGAUCCACUGGAUUGUGCUAGCGUUUGUUCUCCAAAGGAAAAAAAAGUUUGUACGCGUGUGAAAAUGAGUGAUCUGGAAGAAGACUUUGCUAAAAUUCUCGUGCUAAAAGAGGAGAGGAUAAAGGAUCUGGAGAGGCGUUUGGCGGAAAAAGAGGAAGAAAUCCACGAAUUGAAGAGGAAACUGCACAAAUGUCAGUCGGUGCUGCCCAGCGCACAGAUCAUCGGACCUAGGACCAGGCGAGCCCAAGGCAUAUCAGCAGAGCCACAGACUUACAGAUCCUUCCAAGACCUCACUAGACAAGCCUUUAGGAAAUACGCUAAGUCGGACAGGUCAAAGGAAUUAAUCAAGGAAGCAAUUCUUGACAAUGACUUUAUGAAAAACCUUGAGUUAUCUCAGAUCCAGGAAAUCGUGGACUGCAUGUACCCAGUUGAAUAUGGAAAAGACAGCUGCAUCAUUAAAGAAGGCGAUGUGGGGUCCCUGGUGUAUGUCAUGGAAGAUGGAAAGGUUGAGGUGACCAAAGAAGGCAUGAAGCUGUGUACAAUGGGACCAGGAAAAGUUUUUGGAGAACUGGCCAUCCUUUACAACUGCACUAGGACAGCAACAGUGAAAACUCUCGCCAAUGUGAAGCUAUGGGCAAUCGAUCGACAAUGUUUUCAGACGAUAAUGAUGAGGACCGGGUUAAUCAAGCAUGCAGAAUACAUGGAAUUUUUAAAAAGUGUUCCAACAUUCCAAGGCCUUCCAGAGGAGAUCUUGAGCAAACUAGCUGAUGUCCUAGAAGAGACACACUACGAGGAUGGGGAGUACAUAAUAAGACAGGGAGCCAGAGGAGACACAUUCUUUAUCAUCAGCAAAGGAAAGGUGAAUGUCACGCGGGAUGAUUCACCCAAUGAACAGCCUGUCUACCUUCGAACACUGGGGAAAGGAGACUGGUUUGGAGAGAAAGCCCUCCAGGGAGAAGAUAUAAGAACAGCCAAUGUCAUUGCUGCUGAAGCUGUGACCUGUUUGGUUAUAGACAGAGACUCAUUUAAACACUUGAUUGGGGGGCUAGAGGAUGUGUCAAACAAAGCUUAUGAAGAUGCUGAAGCCAAGGCAAAAUAUGAAGCAGAGAAUGCCUUCUUCUCCAAUCUUAAGUUGGCCGACUUCAACAUCAUCGAUACUCUGGGAGUUGGCGGAUUUGGCCGCGUGGAGCUGGUCCAACUGAAAAGUGAUGAAGCCAAAACAUUUGCAAUGAAGAUCCUGAAGAAGAGACACAUAGUGGACACCAGGCAGCAGGAGCACAUUCGAUCAGAGAAGCAGAUCAUGCAGGAGGCCCACUCUGAUUUCAUUGUGAGGCUCUAUAGGACUUUCAAGGACAGCAAGUACCUGUACAUGUUAAUGGAGGCUUGCCUUGGAGGAGAGUUAUGGACCAUUCUCAGGGACAGAGGUUCAUUUGAAGAUUCAACAACUCGAUUUUACACAGCAUGUGUUGUUGAAGCUUUCGCUUACCUGCAUUCCAAAGGAAUUAUAUACCGGGACCUGAAACCAGAAAACCUCAUCCUAGAUCACAGAGGUUACGCAAAGCUUGUUGACUUUGGCUUUGCCAAAAAAAUAGGAUUUGGAAAGAAAACGUGGACUUUCUGUGGGACGCCAGAGUAUGUAGCACCAGAGAUUAUCCUGAAUAAAGGCCAUGACAUUUCAGCUGACUACUGGUCUUUAGGGAUCCUAAUGUAUGAACUUCUGACUGGCAGCCCACCUUUCUCAGGCCCUGAUCCUAUGAAAACUUACAACAUCAUACUGAGGGGCAUUGACAUGAUUGAAUUUCCAAAGAAGAUAACCAAAAAUGCUGCUAAUUUAAUCAAAAAACUAUGCAGGGACAAUCCUUCUGAAAGACUAGGAAACUUGAAAAACGGUGUGAAAGAUAUCCAGAAGCACAAGUGGUUUGAAGGCUUUAACUGGGAGGGUUUACGCAAAGGAACCCUGACACCUCCUAUAAUACCCAAUGUCACAUCUCCCACAGACACAAGUAACUUUGACAGUUUCCCUGAAGACAACGAUGACCCACCUCCAGAUGAUAACUCAGGAUGGGACAAUGACUUUUAACCUCAUUUCCUCAACAUGCUUCUGUGUUGCCUAGGACAGCUUCUUCAGGACAAAGCUUCAAGCGCAACCUGUAACAAAGAGGUGAAUUAAUGGAAAAAUGAAGGAAAAAGCAAUGCUCUGGGUCACCAAGAUGCCUUUACUGAUGCUGCUUCAGUUACUCCAGUGGCAUUGGGACUUAAGUUUAGAUAACAGCAGGGCUCCUUUGGUAUUUUACCUUCAUAUUUAUUGUUGUGCAAAUGGUGGUCCUGGAGCAAGGCCUUUUUGUUUAAACUUAGCAGGAAGAUUAGGUUUUCUUUUGCUGCAAAGAACCUGCUCGCCUCUACUGCUAGUUUUAAAGAUAAGAAAAUUGGGUAAGAGAAAAAUUUGAAGCCUUGGUUCAUCCUUAUAUUUUGGAUUUUACAGCUUUUCAUCGGUAACUGGAGUGGAGGUAUAUUCAAUAAUCCUAGCUGGCCGUUGUAUUGAUACAGCAUGGCUCCCUCCUUUUAGAAUGAGUGCAGCCACCUUCAGACUUAGACAGGACCAUGACACUAUUGGAUCACUCACGUCAGAGUAAUAACUGUCAUGUUUACUUCUUUCUAAGUGCUCAUGACAAAGCUGAAUGUUAUUAUUGUUGAAUAAAUUAAUAUAUAAUAUUAAGAUCUGUUUAUCUACAGUGUAUGAAAAUUUACCUUAAAAGCACAAAUGUUGUUUUUGAUUUACUUUCUCUUUUGAUAGUUAUGGUACUUCUACGACUAAUCAGAAGAGUGCAUUGCUAAUUAAAACUUAAAAAAUGUGUAGCCUACAGAUAUUCAGAUAAAACUGUAUGCUAUGUUCUUGUUUUUGUAAAUACAGUUGUCAUCAUAUGCAAUUUUUUACUCUUCGGUAUCUGCUUUCAUAUGAUAUCCCAUAUACAUUCAAUUGAGGACAAGAGCUUUUCACUUUCUAAACCCCCUGAACAGGCUACUGCACAUGGCAGUUUUAGGUAAAACACUUCAAAUACAUACUUCAAAUCCUAAUUUGAAGAAAAGGAACACUAACAGUAUUAUAAUAUUAAAACUAGGGGGAAGACAUAAAGGUGUUUUUAUUUCUUUAAAAUAGUUUUAGAAUUUGUAUCUCAAUUUUCAAAAUUUGAAAGGGGUUUUGUAUGGAAGUUUUUUUCUUCAUGAAUCUGUCUGGACAGAAUUGGUGGGAUUCCCAAAUGUUUUAAGAGUGGGAAAAUACAAAAAUACCCUAUGAAUUGCGUGUAAUUUAGUUAGUGUGUUAAUGAAAUGCAGGUACGGCACAUUUAUGAAAUGAUGUUAUUUCACUUGAUACAGUAUUCAAGGCACCACAAGGUGGCAGACUGUUACAGGAGUAGGAACCAAUGUUCUACAUUUCUGACUGUGGUGCACAAGUGUUACAUCAUAUGAGACUAAUGAUCUCUGAAGGAAAUGAUGACAUUUACAUGAGAACAACACCAACACAUUACAAUCAUCAGAACAUACAUACUAUAAAAUGAAUACUAGUUGCAAUUCAUUAAUAGUGGUAGCAUCUAUGUAUAGUAUUUUUUAUAUUUCAACAUCUAUUCAAAUUGAAACUUAGACGUUGCGUACCAAUAAUUUUUCAGUGUACUCUUUUUCUGUAGAUAUGUUCUUCAUAUUGCCACAAACCUGAAUUUCAAUGAAUUAUGUGCAAUGAAAGCUAAAUGAAUUCCAUAUUCUAGGUGCAAAAGCUCUGUACGUGACUUACACUGUGCUGGAUUAAUAAGUUGAGAAAUGUUAUUUAAUCGUAGGACCACAGAUAAAUAUUUGUGUAUAUAGAUAUUUUAGCAUCAACAGUUUGUGAUACAUGUUAAUUUUUUUAUUUUUUAGAGUAUGAUGGCAUUAUUACUUAAUUUGAAUAUCUGAGACUGUGUGCAUUGUUUGUCUUUGGUUUAAUCAGACUUGAAUGAUCUCAAUGUGUAACAUCAUCAAUUUGAAGACUGUAUUCUCUCCAACACUAGACUAGAAUCACUCAUUAACUGGCUGUUUGGCAUUGUUGCAAGUGCCUUAAAUUAAUGGCAUCCAAAAAUAACUAUCAGAUUUGGUGUAAUGCUGCAUGACAAAGACGAACACCUCAAACUGUUGUCUUUUCUUAGCUUGCUGCUUUUUUACGGUUCUUUCAGCUCUUUAUAAGCCUUUCUUACAAUAAAAUGUAUCUUUCAAACGAUGAAAUGAUCUCCUUAUUUCUGUGGCUAAAUUGUAAAUCUGUUAAUUAGAUGCUGCAUCAUUUCUGUGAAAUGUAUACUGUUUGUGCAGGUUAACUUAAACGAGUAACUAUAUACACUAUUGGGUCAGAUAUAUUCCUAGUCUGCUGUGUGGUUAUGACAGCUCCCUCCCCAUGGAAUAAAUACUUGCAUUGUAAUGAUUUUUAUGCAACUGUCAGCCACUGAAUAGCUGACAUAACCAUCAAGCUCAUCUCGGCUUCAAGACCGGUCUCUCAGAAAGGUCAUUUCUACAUUUUGACCAUUUGCAUAAAAAUGUCAUAGUGAACCACAUUAUGAAGCAAUCUGUGCAUAGCUUUGUUGCAAUCAGAACUGAACAUAUUACUUAUCAAAUCCACAAACCAAUGCUAUUAUGUUACAUACAAAGUGGGUAGGAAUGUGAAUUUCUUGUUUUUCUUAGUCAUUUACCUUUGUGAGCCAUGUAAGUGCUUUUCUUCAAAGCCUGUAAUAAUAACAAAUGUGAUUUGUAACCUUAGGUAGCAGCCGCCUCUGUCAGGCAGCCUGACGAGGAUUUUAUUGCACAGCUAGAGAGAAGGCACAAUCAGUGCUCUGUUAUUGAAGAAUUCUAAAGGGAUUAUAAUAAGUAGCUAUUUGAAAUAGUAUUCUGUGUGCAAUUAUUGAAGCCUGUCACAAUAAGUUAAAAAAAUUAAUACCUAAAAUCUAAGAACAGUUCUAUCAAUGAAAGAUGGCAAUGGAUAUUUAGGCCAAGGCAGAAAAAUCAAAUACAUGCAAUCCCCAACUAUUUUUCUUGAGGGGCUAUUGUCAAAAGAAGGCAUGAAUUGUAGAGCAGCUCAGUCUCGGCACUGCACAGCAUAAUAGGAAUAUUGCUUUAAGUAGCUUUCUUGUAUAUGCAACUCAUUUGUGAUAUGUAUAAGAAUAACAGUGAUAACAGUUUUAUUCUUUUCCAUUGUCCAUUGCAAUAAUGUAGUCAUGUUGCUGGAACCAUGAAAAAGAAAAACGUUUCAAUAUAUGAUUUUGAUUAGAGAAGUUAUUUGUCCAGUGUACAAUAGCUACUUGCUAUAUGUUAGUGUGUUAACCUGUUUCAGGCUAUUUUGCUCGCUGUAAUAGUUAAAUGGGGAACUUUGUUUUUUUUAUCCACAACAAAACUCAUGAAGUAAUUAUCAGUUGCAUUCAGUGUUGCCUAAAACAUUUCUUUAUUGAGCUGCUUUCAUCUUUUUCUGUAUUCUCACUGCAACUUUAAUUGCAGAGUGCCUGUUGUAUAACUUUAUGAAGCUAAAAUAAAGACAAGUUACUUUUGGACA
This is a messenger RNA of Lepisosteus oculatus (spotted gar), 6528 nucleotides long. It is a transcript of the gene prkg1b, whose product is annotated as protein kinase cGMP-dependent 1b. Gene Ontology annotation, molecular function: cGMP-dependent protein kinase activity; ATP binding. Gene Ontology annotation, biological process: protein phosphorylation. The record is from RefSeq and is a predicted model, not a curated record. NCBI's taxonomy places the organism in Eukaryota, Metazoa, Chordata, Actinopteri, Semionotiformes, Lepisosteidae.